UUGUAACAAUGGAAGCUAAAGGUUGUGAAGAUCAGUACGAGCAUUUACAGGCAAACAUUAUUUAUGUGGUCACGAAUAUACCCGGGCCAGGUAUAGAUCUUGACGAAUUUGAAUCCGAAUUCACUUGCGGGUGUAACUGCAAGCAGAAAUGUGUAGAAAAUUGUUCCUGUUCUCGUUUUUUUCUCAAUUAUGUCGAUGGUUGUAUUUUAAAUGAAAAAUUAUGCGGUCCUAUUGUAGAGUGUAAUCAAUAUUGCAAAUGUGACAUUAAUUGCGGUAACAAACUAGUUCAGCAUGGCCCUUUAGAUUGUUUAAAAGUAACGCCAACUGAAUCUAAUGGAAAUGGCUUGCAAACUACAAAAACAAUCAAAAAGGGUCAAUUUAUUUGUGAAUAUGCUGGUGAGGUGAUAGGAUUAGAAGAGGCGAAAUCAAGAAUAGAAGCAAACAAACGUGAAAAUUCAAUGAACUACGUUCUGGUUGUAUCUGAGCAUUUGAACGACAGAAUAAUAAAGACUUGCAUUGAUCCAAAGUUAUUUGGAAAUAUUGGACGAUAUUGUAAUCAUAGCUGCGAACCGAAUUCUAGCCUUGUACCAAUUAGAAUAGAAGGAAUAGUGCCCAGAUUAUGUUUAUUCGCGUCGAGAGAUAUCAAGCAAUGGGAAGAGAUUACUUUCAACUAUGGGGGGGAGGAGUCAAAUUCUGUUCACAACCUUAGUGAUACACCCUGCCUCUGUGGUUCGUCUAAAUGUAUUCGUUAUUUGCCACAUCACCCAAUUUAACUGCAUGGCUAUUUCUUGCAUAGAGAAUGGAGGUAUUAUUGUGAAGUUGGCAGAUUGUCUACAGUUAGUAACCUUUGCCAAUUUAUUCAAUAUUCAUGCAGUCCAGGAUGAUUUUGUUUUUAUUCUUCUUCAUUUCCAUUCAUUCAGUGCGUUAAUCACCCUAAAAACAGUCAUUCCUGUUUUGGUCUUCAUCAAUUGAUUUUUUUGCAAUUGUGAUUUUACUGGACUUGGUAUGGCUCACUAAAUUUUUAUCGAUAAUUGUUGACAUUAAAAUAUCAUCAAACUAACAAAAGCUUUAUUUUAACUGUGGCAAAAUAUUUGCAAAACACAGCGAAAAAAUGAGAUAUUUUGCUUGUCUAGUUAGGUAAUAGAGAAAUGAGAAGAACUUGUGCUACGAGAUACAUUAUAAUUGAUGUAUUAUGAAUAGUUCAGUUUUGAACACAUCAUGAAUUUUGGAUAUUAGAUAAUUUAGUGAAGACUGAAGAUGAAGAGAAAUAUGUUGAUAUUGUUAUAAACUAAUUAAAGAUCGCCGAUCCCGUUAUUAAAUGAUAUAUAUGAUUUUUGAUAGACCAAAUUCUUGCAUUCAUUUCUCAGCUGCUCGCCAACAAUAUUGUCAUAAUCAUGCUUAUUGUAAGUUCAUAUAAGUAUUCAACGAUAGGAUUCAGAUAGUAUAUUCCAACUGUUGCGAGGAAUCAUUGUUAAAAGAAGUAAAUGCAUGUAAGACAGUGGAAUAAUCAAAAUUUUUUAUAUUGUUGCCUGUUGUUAAAUUAAACAAUGUAAAUGUUGUAGACACUUGACAUUGUUAUAUCAAUAAAGUACAUGAAUUAUUGAUUACUCCACGACAA
Messenger RNA from Athalia rosae (coleseed sawfly), 1618 nucleotides. RefSeq names its product histone-lysine N-methyltransferase SETMAR. Gene Ontology annotation, molecular function: histone H3K9 methyltransferase activity; zinc ion binding; protein binding. Gene Ontology annotation, cellular component: nucleus. The record is from RefSeq and is a predicted model, not a curated record. Bases 9 to 773 code for a protein of 254 amino acids. NCBI's taxonomy places the organism in Eukaryota, Metazoa, Arthropoda, Insecta, Hymenoptera, Athaliidae. The transcript has a single exon.